AUGAUUCUCUCUUUAUGGAAACUUGAUGUAGAUGAUUUUUGGUUUUUUGGUUACGUUGACUUUCCUGAUGUUGAAUCUCUAGUGUGCGCCUUUGCAACAUUGGUGUACUUGGGUGCAUUGGAUCAACAUUGCAAGUUAACAAAUAUUGGUGAGUUUAUGAGUGUGUUUCCCUUGGAACCACAAAUGUCAAAGGUGCUAGCUGUUAGCCCUGACUUCAACUGUUCACAAGAGAUACUAUCAAUUUCUUCCAUGCUAUCAGGUUGGUCGAUUCAGCAGCAUCAUGGUCAUUGUACUACAAAUUAUCAAAAUAUUCUAAUAGUGAAGCAAAGGGUAUUGUUUGCAAGAUGGAGAGGUAUUGUUUGCAAGAUGGAGAGGUCUUGUAAUAGAUGGAGAUACCAUUAUGCUUCACAAGUUGUGUUUUCUAGAGUAUGGUAUUCAGCCUCUGAAGAUGAACGAGAAAGGAAAAUCCGCUUCUUUGAUUUCCAACUAAUUAGAGAGGAACCCGGUAAAAGCAAUAACGUGUGGAGGAGCAUCUAG
Lathyrus oleraceus (garden pea) is the source of this 537-nucleotide messenger RNA. RefSeq names its product pre-mRNA-splicing factor ATP-dependent RNA helicase prp22-like. NCBI's taxonomy places the organism in Eukaryota, Viridiplantae, Streptophyta, Magnoliopsida, Fabales, Fabaceae. The record is from RefSeq and is a predicted model, not a curated record. The transcript has 3 exons. Gene Ontology annotation, cellular component: intracellular anatomical structure. The coding region runs from base 1 to 537 and encodes 178 amino acids. Gene Ontology annotation, molecular function: helicase activity; RNA binding.